Asterias rubens (European starfish) is the source of this 8741-nucleotide messenger RNA. RefSeq lists its product as uncharacterized. Lineage: Eukaryota; Metazoa; Echinodermata; Asteroidea; Forcipulatida; Asteriidae. Gene Ontology annotation, cellular component: nuclear RNA-directed RNA polymerase complex; nucleus. The record is from RefSeq and is a predicted model, not a curated record. The transcript is spliced from 4 exons. Bases 202 to 8613 code for a protein of 2803 amino acids. Gene Ontology annotation, biological process: regulatory ncRNA-mediated heterochromatin formation. Gene Ontology annotation, molecular function: zinc ion binding; helicase activity.
UUUAAAGGCACAGGGGUGUUUUUUUUUUGUCUGGGGGAGUAAUCAGUUUUUGUAACCCUGAUCCGGUGGAUAUAUGACAGAAAUCAAAAGUGAACUGCCUUAUCGAAUGUGUUGAUCCUAGUGGCUGAUCCUAGUCUGUGACUUUCACAUCGAAGGCCGUACUCUUGGAAGUAUAGAUCGAAUUACACGGUGUUUGUAGCUAUGGAUCGCAACGCAGAUUCAGAUGAAUAUACUGGCCAACAAGAGCAACAGUCGGGUACCCGACCCAAUCCUCAUUUGCUCCGCAUAACAGGUCCAGAAACACGACAUGAACGAUCCUGGAGGGUUGACGGAGCGUCACGAGGUGUUGUUGGCGGACAGUCAAACGGGAAUAACUUAACAUGGACUCGAUCAAGUAAUCACAGCGCCGCUCCGGCUGCUGGCUCCUGGAGGAACAUCAACAGGGAAGCAAGUGGAGGUGCUCGGCCCAAGGAUAGCAAUACGUCUUGGAGGAGAAACAAUUUAGAGAAAGAAGGAGACUCAAAGACUCAAAUAGAACGUCAGGAAACGUCAAACUGGCGACGUGGUAGAGCAGAGCGUCAGGGAGAAGGGACAACGGAACAGCCAAGGGACACUUCUACGAUCAGUUGUGACUUCUUCAGACGGCCAGGUAAACCGAUGAACAGCAGGGCAGAGCGUCAGGGAGAAGGGACAACGGAACAGCCAAGGGACACUGCUACGAUCAGUCGUUACUUCUUUAGACGGCCAGGUAAACCGAGCAGCAAUGGGGGGUCAACAACCUCGAGCCCAACCAGUCCUCCAACCCCUGUAGAAGAAACUAAAUGGCGUCGAGGACAGAGCGACGUUUGUUCGAGAUCAGGGAGAUACACAGGUCAAGUUCAAGUACAGCAGACUCCCAAGACGCCCUCAAUGUCAGAGGAAGAACUCAAGACACUGCUGACGGCCAGUCCACAAGAAGUUCUCUCCAAGCUUCUGAGCAGAAAACACGAAUGGUUGGCACUUUUAAAUCUAGACUCAUUCAAUGAUAAUGUAAUGACGUUAAUACUUGGUGUUUUGUCGUGUAUUUGUGAUUUAAAUGUAGAUCCAAAAGUAAAGCAGGAUAUUCAUAUGGUAUUCAGUAUGAUAGAGUCUGAAGGGUUUCUCAGUAAACAUUUGACGAGAUACUUAGUAGGUUUGUCCACACAACAGCCGCAUGAUGAUCAAGAAAGAGAUAGUGAAACCCUUGCAAACAGUAUCAAAAUGAUUUUGAAAUUUCUGCAAGUUUUCCUUGAACACAAGCCAGAAAUUUAUGGUGAAAUGGGCGUGGUUCUGAUUCUUCUCGAGAAGGCUGUUUCCCUGACAGUGGUAGAAUCUUGUACUGACAUCAAUCAUAAAGGUCAUAGUUACAUGAUCCAGGUACAGCAGUUGAAAGAAUGCUAUCAUGCACUGGACGAGUCUCAUCAGAUAAAACAACACGUUAAGGCACGGCAGCCACCAAACAACUUCAGAGAGAUUCCAAUCAUCCCCGACAGUUUAGAGAUUCAGAAACCAACAAAGCCAUUCUUACGAAAGAACAUCUUAAAGGGAAGGUAUCAAGACGUCGAGCAUUAUCUUGAUGUGCAGUUCAGGUUGUUGAGGGAGGACUUUGUCGCACCGUUACGGGAAGGUAUCGCAGAGUUUCUCUCUAAAGUAAACAAUCAUCAUCAAGACAUUCGGGUGUAUCGCAAAGUCUCCGUUCAAGGUCAGAAGAUUGGGAAAAGAGGUCAGUUCACCCUGGAGUUUGAUGUCAAAGGUCUCAACCGUAUCAACUGGCAAACCAGCAAGCGUCUGAUAUAUGGUUCAUUCGUCUGUCUCACGCAGGACAAUUUCAAGAGCAUUUUAUGUGCGUCUGUGGCAGAUCGGAACACGAAGGACUUGGAAAAAGGUCUGGUUGAUGUUUGUUUUCUUACCGAGUCUAGUAGAACGCCUACAGGUACCUUUGUCAUGGUCGAAUCUGCAGCUUAUUUUGAAGCCUAUCGACACGUCUUACUAGGGCUACAACGAAUGAAUAGCGACAAUUUCCCUUUUGAAAGGUACAUUGUGAAUGUUUCAUGUAAUGUUAGAACACCCAAGUAUCUGAGCGAAGACUGCUCUGAUGUGUAUGACCUACGACCAUUGGUUGUUGCAACUGAUCAGGUCUUUGAAGAUGAGGGUCUGACUGAAACCUUCGUAAAUGCAGCCUGUGUGUCAAUUUUAGAUCCACAAAGUUGGCCGACUGCAGAGGCCUUACAUCUUGAUGAGUCACAGAAGGCAGCUGUGCAGGCAGCGUUGACGAAGGAGUUUGCCAUCAUCCAAGGUCCACCAGGAACGGGGAAGACUUACAUUGGUCUCAAGAUCAUCGAAAUACUUCUGUGCAAUACACCUACAACUCCAGACGCGUCUCCAAUUCUUGUGGUGUGCUACACAAACCAUGCCCUGGAUCAGUUUCUGGAGGGAAUUCUAAACUUUGGUGAGGAGAAUCUGGUUCGUGUUGGAAGCCGAAGCAAAAGUGAAGUGCUUGAGUCUCGAAAUCUGUCCUAUCUAAAACGACAUCUAUAUCGCCUGUCUAAGAACAUGCAGCAAAGGGAAGUACUUAAAGAAACCGAAGCGAGUUUACACGAAACAAAAUCAGCAAUUCAUUGUACACUUCUAAAAGUGGCUUUUGCUAAAACGAUCAUAAUUCAAGUCGAGAAGCUAAACAAUGUCAUGAGCAACAUACAUCAACAAAGUUUUCAAAAGAAUAAGAAGAGACCUGAGGAUCCAACAACAAACCUUCUGAACUGGCUAAAUGUGGUUGAUAUCGAUCAUGAAAGUGAUAGCUCCGAUAUGUCGAAUUCAAAUGAAGAAAAAGAUGAAUUUAUUGACGUAGAGGAUGAAAGUGCACGGAUACAACAUGAACGCCGAAUCGAUGAUGAAGAUGACUCGAGAGUUUCCGAAGAACAGCGAAAGCAAAAUGAGCUUUCCGUAUUGAGACAAAAUGCAGCAUACAGCACUGAAUGUAAGAAACGCUGUGGUUCAAAUUUGGAGUCCACCCCGAAAGAAGAACUUAAGAAGGGCGACAUGAUGUCCGAUAGAGAAGCUUCUAGUGUCACAAAUGUAUGGAGUCUGACGUUAAGCGAUCGUUGGCGGCUUUACAGACUCUGGGUUAAGAAGUACAUUGAAGAGCAGGAGGAGAUGCUGACGGGUUACCGCAUAAGUUAUGACAGCCUUUCAAAGGAAAUUCAAGCUGUGAAAAACAACGUAGAUUUUGAAGUUCUCUCAAAAGCAAGAGUGAUUGGAAUGACGACAACAGGUGCGGCCAGAUGUCAGUCGGUUCUGCAGCUUCUUGGUCCUCGUAUUGUGAUAGUGGAAGAGGCUGCUGAAGUUCUUGAAGCUCAUAUCAUCACCGCCCUGGCUGCAAAAUGUCAGCAUCUUAUUCUGAUUGGAGAUCAUCAGCAGCUGAAGCCAAACCCAACAGUCUAUCGCCUGGCUAAGGUCUUUAAUAUGGAUACCUCCUUGUUUGAACGGAUGAUCAACAAUGGCGUGCCUUGUCAAACAUUGAACCACCAGCAUCGUAUGCGUCCUGAAAUCUCAAAACUCAUGAAGAAACAUUUUUAUAAAAAUCUUCACGACGAUGAGUCUGUGAUGGAUUUCGAUGACAUCAAAGGAGUAGCACAUAACAUGUUUUUCAUUGAUCACAAUCAGUUUGAAGAUGAGGGUGAUGACAACAAAACCAAGUCCAAUCAGCAUGAAGCGGAGGUCCUUGUCGAGUUGUGUAGGUACUUGUUACAUCAAGGAUAUCAGCCCAAACAGAUUACCAUUCUAACCACCUACUUGGGUCAACUCUUCACCUUUAAGAAACUUAUGGAUAAAGGGACCUUCGAGGGAGUUCGGGUGUCUGUGGUUGACAAUUUCCAGGGAGAAGAAAAUGACAUUAUAAUUUUGUCUUUGGUUCGAAGCAACGAAGAGGGCUCCAUCGGGUUCCUGAAGACUUCAAAUCGUGUUUGUGUUGCUUUGUCUAGAGCUCGCAUGGGUUUCUACUGUAUUGGCAACGCCAACAUCCUGAGAAAGUCUUCUAUCUGGAGUAGCAUACUAAGAACCCUUGAAGAUGAGAAGAAAAUUAGCUCCUCGCUUGCAUUGGUUUGUCAAAACCAUUUAGUAGUAACAGCGGUAGCGUCGGCCAGAGAUUUCAAGGAGAAGGUUCAAGACGGAGGUUGUGGCGAGCCAUGUGGGUACAGGCUUCCAUGUAAUCACAUAUGCAAAUUACACUGCCAUCCCUUUGAUCAAAACCAUAUAGUUUACAAGUGUCAAGAGCCCUGCUCAAAGUUAUGUAGAAGAGAGGAACACACGUGUCCGCUGAAAUGCUAUGAGGAAUGCACACCAUGUUCGACAAACGUACACAAACUGAUGCCAAAGUGUGGUCAUGUUAUUCAGGUUGAAUGUGAGAUGUUUGAUUCAGUUACUUGUACCGAACCAUGUCCUAGAUCACUGCCAUGUGGGCAUCCAUGUAGGAAGGCGUGCGGAGAUUCGUGUCCUACUUGUUGUAUUGUCGAGGUUUCUAAAUCGAUGCCAGAGUGUGGUCAUGUUAUCCAGGUUCAAUGUCGUUGGUAUGAGUCAAUCACUUGUACAGAACCAUGUCCUAGGUCACUGUUAUGUGGACAUCCAUGUGGAAAGAAGUGUGGUGAUGUAUGCACUAGUCAGUGUACCGUCAAGGUUUCUAAACACGUUACAAAGUGUGGCCAUGACGUCGUGAUGGAAUGUAUCAAGAACCCCGACUUAACGCCCUGUACUCAUCUAUGUGACAAGUUGUUGGUAUGUGGCCAUCGUUGCCCCAAAAAGUGCAGCGAGUCAUGUCCAGAGGAAAGAUUAGAUGACGACAAGAUGAUGAAGCAUUUAAGGAUCCAUUUAAAUUUCAAAUCCUUUUGCAAAGAGAAGUGUGAGCGGCCAUUGCCUUGCGGCCAUCCCUGUCCUAAUAAAUGUGGCGAACCGUGCCCAAAGGAAACAGUGGACCCAACCUAUGGUGAAUACAUGAAGCUUUACAAAAAAGUUCAUGGUUAUAUUAUUGUUGCCGGCAAACUGUUUAUGGUGUGUACCCAAAUCACGAAUAAAAAGCUUCCUGGGUGUGAUCAUACAGUAGCAGUGCCUUGUCAUGCUGAUAUUACGUCAUUAACUUGCAAAGAGACCUGUAAUAAAGAGUUAUCAUGUGGUCAUCGGUGCAAAGAUAAAUGUGGCGUCCCCUGCAAAUGCAAACUGAGAGUCAACAGAAAGCUUCCAUCUUGUGAACAUUCUGCUUGGCUCCCUUGCUACCAAGAUGUCAACUCCUAUCAAUGUGUGAAGAAGUGUCAGAAAAUGUUACCAUGUGGGCAUCCAUGUUCCAAUACAUGCUGUGAACCCUGCCCAAGGGAUGGAGAAGACGCCCAAACUGAGAGCACUCGAAACUCACCAGCAAAGGCCUGUCAACGCUCUGUGAGGAAGAAGUUUAGAGGCUGCCACCACAGUGUUGUACUCCCAUGUUAUAAAGACGUUGAGUCGGUCGUAUGUGCAGAAAGGUGUACCAAAGUGUUGUCGUGUAGUCACAAAUGUCCAAACCGAUGUGGCGAUCCAUGUCCAAGUAGCAACCCUAAGAAGACAGACACUUACUGUGACUGGAUUGAUGAUGGCAACAGUUCAUCUGAACAAGAUGACCUCUAUGUCAGAAAAUGCCAACAGAUUGUGAACAAAAAGAUACCUUCUUGCGGUCACGUCAUAGAAAGUCAAUGCUAUAAAAGCGUUGAAUCACUGGUAUGCCCAAAGCCCUGUGAGAAGAUUCUUCCAUGUGGUCAUCAAUGCGAAAACAAAUGUGGGGAGCCGUGCCCGAACGAAGAAUGUACAUCCAGUGACGACGAAGAGGAAAUGAAUGAGAACGAAUUUGUAAAACAGAGUUGUCAAGUCACCGUACACAAGCAGCUACCUGACUGUUUGCAUUUUAUGAAUCUUCCGUGCUACAAGAAAGCAGAGUCCGUUGAAUGUUCAAAUACAUGUGAGAAGAUACUGAAGUGUGGUCACAAAUGUCCAAACCGAUGUGGCGAUCCAUGUCCAAGUAGCAACCCUAAGAAGACAGACACUUACUGUGACUGGAUUGAUGAUGGCAACAGUUCAUCUGAACAAGAUGACCUCUAUGUCAGAAAAUGCCAACAGAUUGUGAACAAAAAGAUACCUUCUUGCGGUCACGUCAUAGAAAGUCAAUGCUAUAAAAGCGUUGAAUCACUGGUAUGCCCAAAGCCCUGUGAGAAGAUUCUUCCAUGUGGUCAUCAAUGCGAAAACAAAUGUGGGGAGCCGUGCCCGAACGAAGAAUGUACAUCCAGUGACGACGAAGAGGAAAUGAAUGAGAACGAAUUUGUAAAACAGAGUUGUCAAGUCACCGUACACAAGCAGCUACCUGACUGUUUGCAUUUUAUGAAUCUUCCGUGCUACAAGAAAGCAGAGUCCGUUGAAUGUUCAAAUACAUGUGAGAAGAUACUGAAGUGUGGUCACAAAUGUCCAAACCGAUGUGGCGAUCCAUGUCCAAGUAGCAACCCUAAGAAGACAGACACUUACUGUGACUGGAUUGAUGAUGGCAACAGUUCAUCUGAACAAGAUGACCUCUAUGUCAGAAAAUGCCAACAGAUUGUGAACAAAAAGAUACCUUCUUGCGGUCACGUCAUAGAAAGUCAAUGCUAUAAAAGCGUUGAAUCACUGGUAUGCCCAAAGCCCUGUGAGAAGAUUCUUCCAUGUGGUCAUCAAUGCGAAAACAAAUGUGGGGAGCCGUGCCCGAACGAAGAAUGUACAUCCAGUGACGACGAAGAGGAAAUGAAUGAGAACGAAUUUGUAAAACAGAGUUGUCAAGUCACCGUACACAAGCAGCUACCUGACUGUUUGCAUUUUAUGAAUCUUCCGUGCUACAAGAAAGCAGAGUCCGUUGAAUGUUCAAAUACAUGUGAGAAGAUACUGAAGUGUGGUCACAAAUGUCCAAACCGAUGUGGCGAUCCAUGUCCAAGUAGCAACCCUAAGAAGACAGACACUUACUGUGACUGGAUUGAUGAUGGCAACAGUUCAUCUGAACAAGAUGACCUCUAUGUCAGAAAAUGCCAACAGUUUGUGAACAAAAAGAUACCUUCUUGCGGUCACGUCAUAGAAAGUCCAUGCUAUAAAAGCGUUGAAUCACUGGUAUGCCCAAAGCCCUGUGAGAAGAUUCUUCCAUGUGGUCAUCAAUGCGAAAACAAAUGUGGGGAGCCGUGCCCGAACGAAGAAUGUACAUCCAGUGACGACGAAGAGGAAAUGAAUGAGAACGAAUUUGUAAAACAGAAAUGCCAAGUCACCGUUUCCAAGCAGCUACCUGACUGUUUGCAUUUUAUGAAUCUUCCGUGCUACAAGAAAGCAGAGUCCGUUGAAUGUUCAAAUACAUGUGAGAAGAUACUGAAGUGUGGUCACAAAUGUCCAAACCGAUGUGGCGAUCCAUGUCCAAGUAGCAACCCUAAGAAGACAGACACUUACUGUGACUGGAUUGAUGAUGGCAACAGUUCAUCUGAACAAGAUGACCUCUAUGUCAGAAAAUGCCAACAGUUUGUGAACAAAAAGAUACCUUCUUGCGGUCACGUCAUAGAAAGUCAAUGCUAUAAAAGCGUUGAAUCACUGGUAUGCCCAAAGCCCUGUGAGAAGAUUCUUCCAUGUGGUCAUCAAUGCGAAAACAAAUGUGGGGAGCCGUGCCCGAACGAAGAAUGUACAUCCAAUGACGACGAAGAGGAAAUGAAUGAAAACGAAUUUGUAAAACAGAAAUGCCAAGUCACCGUUUCCAAGCAGCUACCUGACUGCUGGCAUUUCAUGAAUCUUCCUUGCUACAAGAAAGCAGAGUCCGUUGAGUGUUCAAAUACAUGUGAGAAGAUACUGAAGUGUGGUCACAAAUGUCCAAACCGAUGUGGCGAUCCAUGUCCAAGUAGCAACCCUAAGAAGACAGACACUUGCUAUGACUGGAAUGAUGAUGGCAACAGUUCAUCUGAGCAAGAUGACCUCUAUGUCAGAAAAUGCCAACAGUUUGUGAACAAAAAGAUACCUUCUUGCGGUCACGUCAUAGAAAGUCAAUGCUAUAAAAGCGUUGAAUCACUGGUAUGCCCAAAGCCCUGUGAGAAGAUUCUUCCAUGUGGUCAUCAAUGCGAAAACAAAUGUGGGGAGCCGUGCCCGAACGAAGAAUGUACAUCCAAUGACGACGAAGAGGAAAUGAAUGAAAACGAAUUUGUAAAACAGAAAUGCCAAGUCACCGUUUCCAAGCAGCUACCUGACUGUUUGCAUUUUAUGAAUCUUCCGUGCUACAAGAAAGCAGAGUCCGUUGAUUGUUCAAAUCCAUGUGAGAAGAAACUGAAGUGUGGUCACAAAUGCCCAAAUGAAUGUGGUGAGACGUGUCUUGAGUCAGAACAGUGUGACGAGCUUGUGGAAAGGAACCUUCCUGGUUGUGGUCACAAAGUAAAAACAAACUGUAGCAGGAAUGUUAAACUAAUCACUUGCAGAGAGAAAUGUGAAAAGGUUUUGCAGUGCGGUCAUGUUAUCAAAUUAGCCUGCUGGAAAACAUCUUAUUCUGCAGCUAUUACUAUUUGUAUGUUGUGUUUGUAUGGAAAUAAAUGUUGAUUGAUUGAUUGAUUGAUUGAUUGAUUGAUUCUGCAGCUAUUACUAGUUGUCGGGAACCGUGCAGUCAUUUACUUCGUUGUGGUCACAACUGUCCCGGUACAUGUGGUUCCUGUGCAAGACCUGGAGGA